CAAUUAUUACUAAGGACCACAUGAGUGAAAGGGGGAACUUUUUUGUAUUACCUCAGUUCUUUGGCUGAGUGAAUCGGUGUUCAACAAGUGUCUGAGUUCUCUAAGAAUCACACUUUCUCAAAGACUAUUUGUUUACUUUACUGUGUAAACAGUUUGCUUACUCCUCAUUGAAACCUUGACGUCGCUGACAAAAGGUAAUGAAAAUUUUUACACGCGCGUGACUUUAAUUACUACGACUAUUAUUCUGCGUAAAUCAGCGUUCGUAUUCUAGGCGGUAAUUUGUUUUAUUUGAACAGGCAAACCCGGCUGCAGGCGACAGAGGCUUCACCUGCGCGGGUUUGUUUGAUUUGAUCAUCAAGUAUCCUAACUGGUGUUCAAGAACAUUCACCUUUGUUUAAUCUGGAACUAAAUAGGCCUACGUUUCGAAAUGUAUAGUUUGAUGGAGCAUGAGUUGAAAACUUCUGGACACCCGCAGUCGCACCACAACGGCCAGGGCAUGUCCCCUAUGGCUGGAAACACUCAUACAGGGUCCAAAAACGCUUGUCCACCCGGUGGAGACCCUAUGGAUAAGGUCAAAAGACCUAUGAACGCUUUUAUGGUGUGGUCGCGGGGUCAGCGGCGCAAGAUGGCACAGGAGAACCCCAAGAUGCACAAUUCGGAAAUCAGCAAACGCUUGGGAGCUGAGUGGAAGUUGCUCACGGACGCCGAAAAGAGGCCAUUCAUUGAUGAGGCCAAGCGUCUCCGUGCAGUCCAUAUGAAGGAGUAUCCCGACUACAAGUACAAGCCACGUCGUAAAACCAAGCCUCUGCUUAAGAAGGAUAACCAGAUUGGCAAAUAUCCAUUGUCAGCCGGCAACCUGCUGGCAGCUGCGGCAGCCCAGGGAUCAGGUGGAAGCCCGAGAAUGGACAGUUAUGGCUGGGGACCCGCGGGGGGUUAUGCGGGCAUGCAGGGAGAGACACUUGGUUAUCCACAGCAACUUCAUCGCUACGAUUUAUCAGCCCUGCAAUACCCGUCCUCUAUGGCAGCCGCUCAAAACUACAUGAAUGGCGUUAAUUCUUACAGCUCCAUGCCCUACAGUAACAGCCCCCAGCAAGGGAGUCCGGUGAUGUCCAUGGUGAAACCAGAGCCCAUUGCUCAUUCUCCAACUGGGGCCCCAAACCACCACCGUGGCCCUCUCCAGGGGGACCUGAGGGACAUGAUCAGCAUGUACAUCCCCAGUGGCGACACAAGUGACCCUAAUGCCCAGAGAGGCUACUCCAGUGUACAGCAGCACUAUCUUGGGGGAACUGUGCCACUCACUCAUAUCUAACGAACACUGCAAAGAGAAGACAUGUCCACAGGACACCUUCCGGAGGCCAGGUCUGCACUCCCCGUCUUCCAAUCACAAAGACCACCCGCCUCCUUAUUAACAACGCUAGUGAACAGUGACUGAGAUGGGCUAAAGAGCUACCUCCUCUCUCUCCAGUCUAUGGUUUGUUCUUCACGCUGCUGUUGGUGUCCAGUCAUGUGUUGUGGACUGGCCCUCUCUGAGUCCCACUGUUUUAAGAAUGCUGCUUGGUGAUACUCUCUUGAAGUCUUGCCAUGUAUGAAGGUCUGGUUUACAUAAUGUUUUUAUGUGAUUUUAUAAGUGUGUGUGUGUGUGUGUGUGUGUGUGUGUGUGUGUGUGUCUUUGUUUGUGUGUGUGAGAAAGAGAGACGGACAGAGGGAGAGUGCAUGUGUACCAUGCUCCUUUUAAAUACACAUACACAAUUCCCUUUUUACGUAGUUUAAAAAUCUUGAAACUCCACAAUGUACCCUUGUACGUUCUGGCAACGCAAAUGGUUGUUUGUACAGAUCAAGGUAGAUUGUCCCAUAAACAUGUUGGCACAAAUGUCUUUUAAAUGACAUUUAAGACAUUGAUUAACCAGAGAUCUGAUGCGCCGUAAUCGAUCAAAUUGACAACAUGGACACUGAAAGUUUGGUCUGAAGUCAGUGUCAUUCAAAUAAAGUCUGUAAUUUGUAUUUUUAAGGCAUUUAGGAAGAGACCCACAAUUUAAUCACCUGAAGCCUUUCUUAUUGUUCACUACAUUGAACUGCUGAUAUUCGGUGAGAUUAUUGAAAAGUUAUUUUAAUUUUAACAUGUGACCAGAAUUAUCUACUCUGGUUUUAUUUUGAAAAUGUGCAUGCUCAGAUCUGUAUAGCACUACAGUGGAAUCCUGUGGGUUUCUUUAGUGGACACUGGCAUAUCUUGCCAAGACACUGUGAUCACUCCAAAUAGACUUGCCAUGGUGUUUCCCCGUAAAUGUUUGUGGUGUGCCUUUUUUCUUUUUUUUUUUUUUUUUUAAAACUACUGGCCACAUUUGUAAACAGAGUGCUUAGAUUUUUACUGUUGCAUUCUUUUGCACAUUGUGUAUCUUUUGUAAAGUGAGUUGUGAUUCAACAUAUUGUCUUGUCCUCUUAUUUCACACGGAAGAUGUAAAUGUGAGUGGAGACGCUGAAGUGUUGAUUCUCUAAUAGUUUUAAAAUGUACCCAGCUCAAAUUGAACCGUAAAUUAGUAAUGAGGUUCUCACUCCAUCAACAAGUCAACUUUAGCUACACAGUUGUUUUAGUGACUAGGCUACCGCUCUGUUGAGGGGAUCAGCUGUUAAUGUGCAUCGAAACCUGGGAAGAGUCAUCAAAAUAAAAUGCGUUGACGUACACAUCUUCAGAUUUGAAAUUGAAAUCUGAUAGUUUUGCAGUGGACUGUAACUCAAUCUCACUUGCCAUUUAAAAUGUGUUUCCUAAUGAGUUUCUCUUAAUGUUGUACUUUAUGUUGACCUGAUCCAGAAAAAGGAGACUGUUUACAUUUGCGGCCUAAGUGUGCACUGUGCAACUUUUUAUGGUAUAACUUUCUUUAUUUUUUAAAUAUUUUAAUCUUUCAUGUAAAUACAAUGAGAGUUUAGUCUCACACCUGUGUACAGUUUGAAGCCCUCUGUUUCAAUGAUGCCUGCUAUUUUUUUGUGAAGAGAAAUGUUUAGUCUGAAUAGAGGGUUACACCACAAAAAUGUUAAUAAAAAAAUUAAAAGCAAGAAAGUGUUGUUGUGAAGAA
Alosa sapidissima (American shad) is the source of this 3068-nucleotide messenger RNA. RefSeq names its product SRY-box transcription factor 19b (gene sox19b). Gene Ontology annotation, molecular function: RNA polymerase II cis-regulatory region sequence-specific DNA binding; DNA-binding transcription factor activity, RNA polymerase II-specific. Gene Ontology annotation, biological process: anatomical structure morphogenesis; cell differentiation; regulation of DNA-templated transcription. The coding region runs from base 428 to 1309 and encodes 293 amino acids. NCBI's taxonomy places the organism in Eukaryota, Metazoa, Chordata, Actinopteri, Clupeiformes, Clupeidae. The record is from RefSeq and is a predicted model, not a curated record. The transcript has 2 exons.